Diplodia corticola is the source of this 4104-nucleotide messenger RNA. Its product is annotated as camk camkl gin4 protein kinase. The record is from RefSeq and is a predicted model, not a curated record. Bases 1 to 4104 code for a protein of 1367 amino acids. Lineage: Eukaryota; Fungi; Ascomycota; Dothideomycetes; Botryosphaeriales; Botryosphaeriaceae. Gene Ontology annotation, molecular function: ATP binding; protein serine/threonine kinase activity. Gene Ontology annotation, biological process: protein phosphorylation; intracellular signal transduction. The transcript has 3 exons. Gene Ontology annotation, cellular component: cytoplasm.
AUGGAUCGCCACGGUCGCUCCCCGCGUCACAAUCCCCAAAAGUCACGGAAGCCACUGACAGACGCAACCGCGCGAGCCAACGCGUCAACCCCGCCGUCGCGUAACAGCAAAGUCGCGACCCAGCAUGGCUAUGCCCAACAGCACCUCCCCCACAACGAGUCCAUGCUGACCGAGGGUAAUACUCUGACCGUCCACCACCCCGGCACCGUGGUCGAGAAUAAACACCUAUCCAAUGUCAGCAGAGGCGAUGGUAGGGCAGUCAAUCGGGAUUCGGCUAUCUCGACUGCUUCAACCCACACGAGCAGCAGCGGUCGCCGCAAGUCCCACAUUGGACCAUGGCAGCUUGGCAAGACCAUCGGCGAGGGAGGAUGUUCGCGCGUCCGGGCAGUCAGGCACUGCGUUACGGGCCAGCUCGGUGCCGCAAAGAUUAUCUCUAAGAAGACCGCGGACAAGGUCAAGGCCCAGAGCUUGCUGAACCUAUACAAGUCUGCCGAGACCGAUCCGAAGCUUGCUGCGCACAUGAAGGCCAUGCCAUUUGGCCUGGAGCGCGAGAUUGUGAUCAUGAAGCUACUGAACCACUCAAACAUCGUCAAGCUAUUCGACGUUUGGGAGAACCGUAGCGAGCUGUACCUUAUCAUGGAGUACGUCGAAGGUGGAGAGCUCUUCGGAUACAUUGAUGAGAAUGUUGGCCUUCCUGAGAUGGAGACAGUCUACAUCUUUCGCCAGAUUGUCGCUGCCUUGCUCUACUGCCACCGCAUCAAGAUACACCACCGUGAUUUGAAGCCGGAGAACAUUCUCAUUGACGCCGAGAAUCUGGCAAUCAAGCUCGUUGACUUUGGCAUGGCCGCCCUACAGCCGGAAGGAAGGUGGCUCAGCACGCCAUGCGGAAGCCCUCACUACGCGGCACCGGAAGUCAUCCGCUACAAGCAGUAUGACGGUGGACAGGCGGAUGUUUGGAGUUGCGGUGUCAUACUCUAUGUUAUGCUCACCGGCCAGCCUCCCUUCACCUACAACGAUCGCCAGGACUUGACACACCUCUUCAAGAUCAUUGCGCAGGCCAAGUAUGCUAUGCCAGAUGACCUGAGCGAGGAGGCUCAGGACUUGAUCAGCAAAAUCCUCGUGCCCGAUCCCCGCCGGCGCAUCAACAUUGAAGGCGUCUGGAAGCACCCUUUCCUUCACAAAUACGAUGCAGAAUUUGGCUUCGAUGAAGAGACGGAUAAGGACAUCUGGAACGGUCCUAAGCCUCGCAUUAGCCAUUGGGAUCUUCGCCACCAAGGAGAUCUUGAUAAGGAGACGCUGCGGAACAUGCGCUGCCUUUGGCACAGCGAGUCGGAAGAGACCAUCUUGAGAAAAUUGUUGAACAACGAGGCUAACCAGGAGAAAUUCUUCUACAACUCUCUGCAGAAGUAUAAGGAUCAGCAACUGGAACACUGGCCUGGGGAGCCUGACAUUGCUUACUCCGCGAGCGACUACCACCAUCUCGCCCGGCCCAGCCAGUCGCCUCCCGUCCCGCAUAGCCGUACCAAGUCUCAGUUCUCGAUCCUCAACGAUGAGCACUUACAAGCGGCAUACAGUUUCCAGCAGCCUCCCCCGUCUGAAAAGAGUUAUGAUCCUUUCCGUUCGUCUCGGGAACCUUCGCUGGCGAACAAGGGAAAUUACAUGAACGUGACCGUCCACCGUGGCGGUACGGUCGCGAGUGGAAGUCCGAGUGGACACCGCAACCGCAGAUCGUCUGCGGCUUUGAGCAGCAGUCAUGGGCGCGGUAGCUCACUACGGGUUGACACCUUGAAGAAAUCCGGCUGGCGCCACUCCGGCCUCCCGAGCAUUGACUCACGUGGCAGCUCCCGGAGGGGGUCCGUCGUUUCUCCUGCUGCGCGUCACAGAAGGUCUCUUUCCAGGUCUUCGACGAACAGCUCGGGCUGGGCAAGCUCACCGCCUAUAGUUGUGAGACCGAGCAGCUCGCACAAGCGCGGUGUUAGUUUCGCGCACCUUCACAAGAGUUCCACAGGAAGCCGUCUUACUGUUACGGAGGCUACCUCGGCGCAGGGCACACCUGAGCAAUGCAAACACCUGCAGGAUGACACUGCGGAAAAGCUACAGCAGGAACUCGUCCCGGAUCUACCCAGCACACCUGCUUCAGCAUCCACCUCUCCUGCACCUCCCGCAGCUGUUCUGAAGAACGCUAAGCCUCGCCUCAAGGUCAAACAUCCAGAAACUCCCGGUCGCGCCAUCGAUGGUGAAGUCCGGAAGGCAAGUGUAGAGCUCGAGAAGGCUCUUGAUGAAGCUUUCAACCGUGCUUCUGUUAGCUCCAGCGUUCGAACAUCGUCUGAAAGACCGACACCUUACGAGUAUGAGACACCACCGUCGUCUGUUUCCUACAGGGGCUCUGGUGCUUCGGCCUACGCGGCAGACGCGCAGGCCUUGAGGCAGACUGAUACACAGCGUCCGCUCCCCCCACUUCCGGCGGAGGCCAACCACGACUCACCCAACACCUAUCUCGCCCGUGAGUUGGCUGAAACCCGUGAACGCCUUGCAGCGCGCUUUGCGUUGGAGGGUGGCGAGCACACUGCCAACUACAACGAAGUCCUCCAAUCUCUUGACCGUCUAUUGCACCCGUCGCGUCCUACUUCAGCUGAUGCGAACCAACGUUCAGUUUCUGCACCCCAGCAGUCGCCACAGCAUCCUCGUCCCCUGCCAAUCAUCUCAGAGGAGGGCAAGAACACUCCUGAUGCAAGCUCACAUGUUGGAACUCCUAACUGGCGCACCUCGGCUCGUGCUGCUACAGAUCCUGUCACUCAGGCACACGAGAGGUAUUACGGGGACCAGACUAUCCGGGUUGUAGAUGCUAGUUCUCCUGCUGCUACUGGCCCGCUCAUCCAGCCUCUCAAUAUCCGGAAGAAGAGUAGUGCCAGCACACUCGCUCAGCUUGCUGCGUUGGGUACACCGACCCCUACGCGCUCGUAUCACCUUGACUCAUUGAGCCCGGCCACGCCUACUUCCGUCCAUCAGUCGGGUCACAAGCCCAACCUUACUAUCGAAAUCGAUCAGGCUCCUCCCUCGUUGGACCACCGCGAUUCUUUGGAUGCCGCGACGCAGACGACUCCAUUGCAGACUUUGGUCUCGGCUUCCAGCCCCAGCACCGCAGCCAAGGAUGAGAAGAUUACCAAGAAGCGCAGCUGGUUCAAGCGUCGGAUCAGUGAAAGAGACUCGCCCGAGCAGCUACAUCCGCAGCAGCCUGGUGAUUGCGCCCGCCGACCUAGGAUCCCGGAUGCGUGGCAGGGCCUGGACGACCGUUUGGACAGACCGAAGCCGCGCGCUGUUUCAUCGCACCCCAAACAGGAUCGGAAUGCCUCACAUGGUAGUGCGAGCUCGAACAGCGAGUUCCCCCUGCGCGACUCCGAGAAGGAGAAGAUCGACAAGCUUGCUGGCCUGAGGAAAAAUCUGGCGUCUUUGUUCGGCAAGAAGAUACCAGAGAAAAAGGGCCGCGGUUCCUUGAUGUUGAUGCCUUCCAACUACUCCGCAAGCUCGCUUCCGUCUUCUGCUUUCUCGUUCGGUGACGAUUUUGAGCCCUCCGCCCCACGCUAUACCGAAGGUCAGAACUGGCUUUCUCGCUUCUUGCACAUCAAGCCCGCGACCAAAAUCAUCGUCUUCAAGGUCGGUCGUGGCCGUGUCCGCCAGGAAAUCGUCCGCCUUCUACGCGAUUGGAAGCGUUUUGGUGUGCGGGAUGUCAAGUUUGACCGCGCCACGAACAUCAUUCAGGCCCGUGUUGACAAGACCAACCGUGAGUUGCACCUUCCAGCCAAGGCACCCGCAAAAAUCAAGAGAUACUACGACAUGUUUGCCAACACCGCCAUUUGUGCUAAUUCAGGGAUUCCCCACCCAGAACUCCAGAUGAAGCCUGUCGCUUUUAGCGCCGAGCUUUUCACGGUUCUUCAGCAAGGCCGCCGCGCGCAACUUUGCGUCGGUCGCUUCACCCAGACUCGUGGUGCUGCCAGCAGCUUUCGCAAGGUUGUCGAUAUCCUUGAAGAUGUCCUCAAGGGCAAGGGCAUGGUCAUCGAAGAUGAAGCCCGUGCUCGCGAUGUGGCCGCUGUAUUGGGUUAUUAG